AAAAGCUCCACUUCCAGCUGCGCGAAAUGAAAGGACACUCCCUAGUCUAGAGCCUGUCGGAAAAUUUCCUCUAUUUCCUCCCAGUUCGCCGACGAGCCACUCAAAGGAAAACCGUCCGCCGCUACAGCUGCACCCGAAUGAUCUCUUAAGAGGAAGCCAUCCGUUGACCUGCCAUUCUGCCUGAAGACCGCCCAACUCAGCUUCAUCUUUCCCGUUGAAGAUAAUUACACUCGGGCGUGUGAGAUGACGUGUAAAGGGGCAUGUACACGAAACAAAAUUCUAAAGAUAAUACGGAGUACUCGGUAAAACAUAGCAGCUGCCAGCCUGCCACCCGAGAGAAGUAGACAGGAUUUGUUGCGUGAUAAGAAAAUAUGCUCAUUGCAAAUAUCCACCCCAUCUCCUACAGAAAUACCAUUUCAUCUUAUCCCUUUGUUCAUGAAGGGAAGAUCAGCUCAAGAAAACAUGGAAUUCUUGCACUUGCAGGAAAGAGACAAUCACCACCACCUCAAGAAAACCCCAUUUUGCCUCUGAAACUGUCCAAAACUACUCUUGCUCAGUCUGCCCUCGGAGUUUUUGCAUUGGGAUUUAUAGAUGCUGGGUACAGUGGAGAUUGGUCACGGAUUGGGGUCAUCCCUAAGGAGAGCGAAGAUGUGCUGAAAACUGCAGCAUUUUUUGUGGUUCCUUUGUGCCUAUUUAUCAUUUUUUCUUUUUCCAAGAAAUCAGAGGAUUGAAAUUUCAAGAGUAGUAUCUCUUCUCACCCUCCCAAAUUCCCAGAAUUCAUUGACCUAUCCUGUUGGUAUUUUUUGAAUCUGAUCACAUAGUGUUCAUAUUGAAGUAGAGGUAAUCCCUUGGAAUUGGAAUGUUCACACAUGGGAGUAAUACUUUUUGGGUCAUUCUCGUACACAAAAUUUGUACACAAAUUAUAAAUUGCCUGUGUACACAAGGAAUUGGCAGAAAAUUAUUGAUUUAUUUUAAAAAACUUGCAUAUGUAUACAGACGACUAGUGG
Cuscuta europaea is the source of this 1007-nucleotide messenger RNA. NCBI's taxonomy places the organism in Eukaryota, Viridiplantae, Streptophyta, Magnoliopsida, Solanales, Convolvulaceae. The record is from the annotation of a GenBank genome assembly.